Messenger RNA from Drosophila ananassae, 5714 nucleotides. RefSeq names its product dual specificity mitogen-activated protein kinase kinase hemipterous (gene hep). The record is from RefSeq and is a predicted model, not a curated record. Gene Ontology annotation, biological process: protein phosphorylation. Gene Ontology annotation, molecular function: ATP binding; protein kinase activity. The coding region runs from base 949 to 4509 and encodes 1186 amino acids. Lineage: Eukaryota; Metazoa; Arthropoda; Insecta; Diptera; Drosophilidae. The transcript has 10 exons.
GGAAAAAAACAUGCAAUGCAGCCCUGCCAAACAUAUUUAGAGCUGUGCAACACUGUUAGCACGUAAAAUCGACACACGAAGCGAAAGGAAAAGGGAAAAUAAUAAAAGUGCCUGAGCCAAGCAGCGAUCCGCAGCAGAAGCGUAACUCAACUAUUGGCCUGCUUGUCGCUCGAUUAUAUGAAUUGUAUGCGCGAUUCGCGAUAUCGCGGCCACAAAUCGUGCCAAGCCGAGUGCCUGAAUUGUGCAAGUGCCCAGAGUGCCAUUGGCGGCCAUCAAACGAUCGUAACGCCGCAGCCGGAGAAUAUCCAUUUUCCUGUGCCAAGCAAAAAUCCUAAAAAGAAAUAAAAAUAAAAAUAAAAAAAAUAUAUAAUUAAACAAAAAGAAAAAAAAGAAUCCACACACAGUCUCUGUGCGAGUGCUGUGUGGUGGGGAGCCCUCUUGUGUGGGCCAGAGUGAGAGAGAGCGAGCGCCCGUGUGUUUCUGCGUGUGUGUGUGUGUGUGUGUGUUGGUGCGUUUCUGUCUCUCUCUGUUUUCCUUUUUCGAUUUUGUUUUUGUGACCAAAAACGCAACAAAAACAACAAGGCAACAGAAACAGCAACAAAAACAAAGUAAAAUAUCCAGCGAUCCGUUAUUUGUGCAAGUGGGAAAGUUCACAAAAAAAAACAAAAAAAAGGAAAUUAAAAAUAAUACAAUAAUAAAACGGAAAAUAGGAAGAAAAAUAAGUAAAAAAAAGCAACAGAAGCAGCAAAAACAACAACAACACACACACACAUGCACCCACCCUCCCCCGUGUGAGUGUGUGUGUGUGAAAAAUCGAAGAAGUGCGCCGCUCUCCCCCCCACCUCCCCACCAAACAAACACAACAGCGAGAGAGAGAGAGAGAGAGAGAGGAAAAUAGUGGGGGACAAGGGAUUAUAAGGACUGCGGGGAUUAUAAGGACUACGUACCAUGUCCACCAUCGAGUUCGAGACCAUCGGCAGUCGCCUGCAAUCGUUGGAAGCGGCGCUCCAGGCCCAGAACGAGUCCCACGACCAAAUAGUGCUCUCUAAUUCGCGCGGCAGCUCCUCCACCACCACCACCACCUCCUCCUCCUCCUCCUCCUCCGUUGUCGCCGCCCACAGCCGCCAUGCACCGCCGUCAGCCGCCUCAUCCGCAUCCGCAUCCGUCACAUCCCCACCGGGCAUCGGCAUGGGUACCGGUGGCGGUAUUAGCAUAGUCCACCGGCCAGCUCCUCCAGUUCCUCAGACAGCGCCAGCCUCCGUCUCCGCCUCCUCAGGAUCCGCCUCGAGAUCAGGAUCGUCCGCGAUGCUAAGCGGCUCCUUUGUCCCGCCCACGACCAGGAGUCCCAGGCCUACGCCCAAUCUGCCAUUAAAUGUCGAUGGUGGCUCCUUCCGGCCGCGCAUCAUGCGACUUCCGCUUCCGACGCAAUCGCAUCCCUCGGAAACGGAAACGGACAAGAAACUGAAGAUCAUAAUGGCCCAGACGGGCAAGCUGAACAUCAACGGCCGGCAAUUCCCCACGGACAUCAACGAUCUGCGGCACCUGGGCGAUCUGGGCAAUGGGACCAGUGGCAACGUGGUCAAGAUGCUCCACCAGUCGAGCAACACCAUCAUUGCCGUCAAACAGAUGCGACGCACCGGCAAUGCCGAGGAGAACAAACGCAUCCUAAUGGAUCUGGAUGUGGUUCUGAAGUCGCACGACUGCAAGUACAUUGUCAAGUGUUUGGGAUGUUUUGUGCGAGAUCCGGAUGUGUGGAUCUGCAUGGAACUGAUGUCCAUGUGCUUCGACAAACUGCUCAAGCUCACCAAGAAGCCAGUGCCCGAACGUAUCCUGGGCAAGGUUACAGUGGCGACGGUUAAUGCCCUGUCGUAUCUGAAGGACAAGCACGGUGUCAUCCAUCGGGAUGUGAAGCCCUCAAACAUCCUGAUCGACGAGCGCGGGAACAUCAAGCUCUGUGAUUUCGGGAUCAGUGGUCGUCUGGUGGACUCCAAGGCUAAUACACGUUCUGCUGGCUGUGCUGCUUACAUGGCGCCGGAGCGGAUUGAUCCUAAAAAACCAAAGUACGACAUUCGGGCCGAUGUAUGGUCGCUGGGCAUAACGCUGGUGGAACUGGCCACAGCGCGAUCCCCCUACGAGGGCUGCAAUACGGACUUCGAGGUGCUGACCAAGGUGCUAGACUCGGAGCCACCAUGUCUGCCCAGCGGAGAGGGCUUCAAUUUUAGUCAAGAGUUUCAGGAUUUUGUAAUCAAGUGCCUCACAAAGAACCACCAGGAGCGACCCAAGUAUCCGGAGCUUCUGGCCCAGCCCUUUAUCCGGAUAUACGAAACAGCCAAAGUAGAUGUACCCAAUUGGUUUCAGAGCGUCCGCGGCAACGGCGCUGAUCCAGCGCUGAAGAGGGCAACAGCAGCUGGAGGUGGUUCGGGAUCAUCCGGAUAUGGCAGGGCGACUCAGAGUCCCCAAAAGACAAUAAAACCAACCCAGAUACCGAGUUACCAGCAGCAGUCGCAGUAUUUCAUGCAAUCAGCCACACAACUACCUCAAACAACAGCAACAGCAACAGCGCCAACAGGAGCAGGAUCAGGAUCAGGAUCAGGAUCGGGAUCAGCAUCAGGACCUGGUAUUGGAUCUGUGAAUUGUUUUAGCGGCAAUGGAAGUAGCAGCGGUAAUCGAAGUGGCAGUGGUAGUGGCAGCAGCAACAGUGCCAGUCCCUUGUCACCUCCAUCCGGUGCUCCAGCUGGUGGCGAUCUUAGCAAGCUCUACCGGAAAUCGCCGUUUAUGCAACGGAAACUGAGCAAUGGAUCGUCUUAUCAUCACUCGCACUACAAAUACAAUGAUGAGAGCCCCAAAAAGGAGUCCAUGUUCAGCAGCAUCGGUCAGUCGAUUCUCCGCAAUCUAACAACAUCGCCCUUUAGCCAAAAGAAACAUCAUACAGUAGCAACGACAUUAGCAACAACAACAACAACAACACUGCCGCACAACAACAAGCAAACAUACAAUACUGUUGCAACAACAGCAACAACACCAGCAACAGCAACAGCAACAGCAACAGCAACAGUGACAGCAACAACACCCACUUGGCGCCUGCCAGCGGACAAUUCCCAAACUUACGACAGCUGUGAUAGUAGUACUAAUGCGAAUCUGGGUCUCACCACGCCCUCACCCUCGCUGCAGCGGAAACAACUGACACCGGACCAACAGCAGCAGCAGCAACAGCAGCAACCUCUAAGAUUGCAGCCAGGGAAUCAAAGUCCCAUAGUGCUGCAACGCUUCUAUCAUCAACAAAAUCAGUUGCGAGAAAAGGAGGCGGCCGAACGGUAUCAGCAACAGCGCCAGCAACCACCACUGACCAGCACCAAUCCGUUUCACAGCAACUAUGUGGCGCCACCGCCCUCCACACACUCCACCUCGAGCCAAUCCUCCACUCAGUCUAACUGCUCACAAAUAGCUGUUUCGCCAUCAACCGGAAUGAGAUUGGGAUUGGGACAGGGAUCAGGAUCAGGAUCAGGAUCUGGUUCAAUAGCAGGAAUAGGAGCUGCACCCGAGGCGGCUGCCGGGCACUUCGGAGCAGGUGGCACUGGCGAGCACUUGCAAUACCAGCCACUGCCCAUUGGCGGCAGUGCCACUGACUCCGCCACUGCGUCGGCAACUACAAGUCCCUCCUCGCUCCUGCCCCGAUCCCCCGAACAACAGCCGACGGAGUAUGGUGGUGGGCAGCUGCCCGGUUCGAUGGUGACCAGUAAGUUGAGUAAACUCUACGCCCGGCGCCAGCUAUUGGGACAGAGUUCGACGACCAGCAGCGGGGCCAGCAACAGUAGCCUGGACGGAUGCAGUCGGGAGCAGCACGAUGCUGGCUGGUUCAACACACUCGCCGGCGUUAUGAAGCGGCAGUUUGCCACUUAUGUUAAAACCCAAUUGAAUUCCACAGCCACAUCACCGGUGGCGGCCAAUAGCUGCAGCAUCCCCGAACCCGAAACGAUCCAAUCUCCGCCCCAGCCACCAGCCUACAGGACUAUAGUUAACAAUGGCGGUGGAGUUAGUGGCGGUGCUGGGGCAAAGUCCUACUAUUAUCGCACCUUGUCGGCGGCGAGCAGCAGCAGCAACACCAGCCAGAGCACCUCACCCACCACAGAACCCCUGCCGGGCAGUGCAUCGGUCGGUGGCAGUUUCCUGCGUCGUGGGAUUGCUCUGGGUGGUGCUGGUGGUAGUAUGAGCACACCGCCCAGCCCACACAUCCUGGCCGGACUGGAUCGGAGGCAUCGGAGUCCGGAUCCACCGCCGCGCUACAAUCGCGGCCAAUCGCCGCUGUUGCUUAGGAAGAAUCUGCUGGAGCUGAGUGGACAGCCACCUGGUUCGCCGCUUCUACACCGAAGGUAUGUUUCGGCAUCGCCACCACUGCCACCGCCACGUCGCGGCUCGGAGAGUGUCCCGGGCUCACCGCAGCACUUCCGCACUCGCAUCCACUAUACCCCCGAGCCACAGAGACGCAUCUACCGGACGAUAGACCAAUGAGUGGCACUGCAAAUCAUGGUCAUGUGAUGCUGGUACGGCUUUGACGACGAUGCUGAUGGGGAUGGUGAUGGUGAUCCUGAUCCGGAUGAAGGAGCAGCAGCGUCGACUUCAUUAAGCGGUGGUUGCCAGGCGAAUACGGUGGCUGGAAGUCUUCCACGGCGGAUGGCUGGACGUCGGGCGUGUUCGGCGAAUGGAUCCUUCACCAGCUUAUACUCGGAGGCAGAGGCAGAGGCUGAAACGGAGGCAUGGCCAGGACCAACAGGACCAACAACACCCCGGGGCAGAGGCGGAGGAGGAGGAGCUCCGUGGUCAUGUGAUUGAUGACAGCAAACGAAAGUGUUCAAAAGUCUUAUACGUAGACAUAAGUGCUUAGCCUUCAUUUGCGAAUCAUUUUGCGAGUCAUUUGUGGGUCUGCUAACCUGUGUUCGUCCUUUAUCCUUAUAACUUCCCCGCCCCCUCCCCCCUUAUAACUGUACAUAGACGUAUAUAGGAACUAUAUAUAAAUCCGAUAUAUAUCCGAAUGAAAAGUGCAAUAGUUUGAGCCCUCUUCCCACUUGUAAUCAUGUAAUCCUCUAACUUGUAAUCUUGUAAUCAUGUAAUCUUGUAUCUUAUAACUUGUAAUCUUGUAUCUUGUAUCUUGUAAUCUUGUAUCUGUAACUGUAAUCAAAAGUUUACACUUUAUAUACACAACAAAAAAACAACAAAUAAUUGAAAUGAAAAUGAAAACUAUAGUCAUGCAUAUUACGUAGCUAGCAGUACAAUAUAUUCGACAAAGAUUUGUAUCUUCCAGGCUAUCUAUUUUUUUUUUUUUUUUAUUUCUGUAUAUAUUUCAUAGAACAUGUUCCUUCUGGCAACAGAUAUAUAUCCCAGCCUGUAUAUAGGAUUCUUCACAAAGAAAGAAAAAGAAAAGAAAAAGAAAACAAGAAAUGUAAACCCAAACCAAAAUGGAAAAAUUCUUCUGUGCGUUCAUAAAACCAACUAAAAAUUAAAUAAUUUAUUUAACAAAUAGUUGAGAGAUUCCCCCACACAUAUUCGCCCUAAAAAUAAUAUAUAUGAUUUGUAGUUUUUGUAUAUAGAGAGCGUGAGUGUGACGAAGAAAGGUCAAGGAGGUCAAGUCGUCGCAUUUUGCUGUGUUUGCAAUUUUUUUUUUUGUUUUUAGUUAAAAAAAAAAAAACCACACACCUACACACACACACACAUACAUU